Sorex araneus (European shrew) is the source of this 4168-nucleotide messenger RNA. RefSeq names its product coenzyme Q6, monooxygenase (gene COQ6). The coding region runs from base 19 to 1428 and encodes 469 amino acids. The record is from RefSeq and is a predicted model, not a curated record. The transcript has 12 exons. Lineage: Eukaryota; Metazoa; Chordata; Mammalia; Eulipotyphla; Soricidae. Gene Ontology annotation, molecular function: oxidoreductase activity, acting on paired donors, with incorporation or reduction of molecular oxygen, NAD(P)H as one donor, and incorporation of one atom of oxygen; 2-octaprenyl-6-methoxyphenol hydroxylase activity; FAD binding. Gene Ontology annotation, biological process: ubiquinone biosynthetic process. Gene Ontology annotation, cellular component: mitochondrion.
UCGGCACCUGUCCGCACCAUGGCGGCUCGGGGGGCUGUGGGUCGGUGGGGUGCUGCUGCCGUAGCUGCCACCCGCAGGGGGCUGCUCUGCUCCCGAAGGGGCUUCAGCGCUUCGGCAGACACUGUGUACGAUGUAGUGGUGUCGGGCGGAGGCCUGGUGGGAGCCGCCAUGGCCUGUGCCUUGGGACAUAAUCCUCACUUUCGUGACAAGAAAAUCCUGUUGUUAGAAGCAGGCCCUAAAAAAGUUUUGGAGAAAUUGCCAGAAACUUACAGCAACAGAGUCAGCUCCAUCUCCCCUGGUUCUGCAACCCUCCUCAGUAGUUUUGGUGCCUGGGACCACAUCUGCAGCAUGAGAUGCAGAGCCUUCCGGCGGAUGCAGGUGUGGGAUGCCUGCUCCGAGGCUCUGAUACUGUUUGACAAAGAGAACUUGGAUGACAUGGGCUACAUAGUGGAGAAUGACGUCAUCCUGCACGCUCUCACCAGGCAGCUGGAGGCCGUGUCAGACCGAGUAACGGUUCUCUACCGGAGCAAAGCAGUCGGCUACACCUGGCCCUGUCCUUUGGCCAUGACAGACUCUAGCCCGUGGGUUCUCAUUACCCUGGAUGACGGCAGCACGCUCCAGGCCAAAUUGUUGAUUGGCGCAGACGGUCACAACUCGGAAGUACGGCGGGCUGCGGGAAUCCAGAACAUCAGCUGGAACUACGAUCAGUCUGCUGUUGUGGCGACUCUGCACCUGUCAGAGGCCACGGAAAACAAUGUCGCUUGGCAGAGAUUUCUUCCCUCCGGGCCCAUUGCUCUCCUCCCGCUCUCAGACACCUUGAGCUCCCUGGUUUGGUCCACGUCCCACGCACACGCAGCAGAGCUGGUCAGCAUGGAGGAGGAACAGUUUGUGGAUGCCAUUAACUCGGCCUUUUGGAGCGAUGCUAACCACACAGACUUUGUCGACUCGGUGGGCGCCUUGCUGCAGUCUACGAUUGCCUUUCUGAAGCCUACCAAGGUCUCCGCACGCCAGCUGCCCCCAAGCGUAGCCAGCGUGGAUGCCCAGAGCCGAGUACUGUUCCCCCUUGGAUUGGGACAUGCCGCUGAGUACGUGCGGCCUCGACUUGCACUCAUUGGGGACGCAGCCCACCGAGUACACCCGCUGGCAGGACAAGGGGUCAACAUGGGCUUUGGGGAUAUUUCCAGUUUGGUUCAUCACCUCAGUACCGCAGCCUUCAAUGGGAAAGACUUAGGCUCCAUGAGCCAUCUCACAGGUUAUGAAACAGACCGGCAGCGUCACAACACGGCUCUUCUCGCUGCCACCGACCUGCUCAAAAGGCUGUAUUCCACCAAGGCCGCUCCGCUGGUGCUGCUCCGGUCGUGGGGCCUGCAGGCUACGAAUGCAGUAUCUCCACUCAAGGAGCAGAUUAUGGCCUUUGCAAGCAAAUGAAUGCUUCCGUGAAGAUGACUUGAUGAAAAAUCAACAUUCUUUUCCAUGAUGUCACAUAUUUUCAAUAACACCUUUUCAUAUUUAAUAAAUGGACGGCAGAAUUUCCCAGUCUUCUCUGCUUACUGUGUAUUUGUGGCUCUAACAAUGAACAAUAACUUUUUGUGAACUUUUCUUUUUCAAGCCAAGGAAAAACUCCAAAGAAAGAUUGUGAUUUGAUUGAAAAGAGCGUUUUAUUACUAAAACAAAAUUUGCUGAGGUACUUUCUCAUUUAUUUUUCACUUGUUAACAACUAUUUGUGAACAGGAGUUAUACAACUGUAUUUUAAUGCUGGUAAUAAAUUUAUAGUUUCAAAAAUAAUUAUAUUCAACUUAUCCAUAUUUGUUAGGGUUGCUGUUUUAGAACUAUAAACAUUAAAAUGCAGAUUAAAUAUAAAUUGUUUGAACCUCCAGGUGCACUGGACUUUCUGAAAAGAAAGCCACAACAUAUUAAUGCUAGUUAUUACUUUGUCAUGGCACCGUAUUUCAGUUUUAUUUUCGGUUUCUCUCUGGGACAUACUCUCUGUUCGGUAAUAAAAUAAAUAAUUUAAUUGCACACACUUACAAACCUCUGGAACUAGGUCAAAGGGGGAAAUUGUAGCAGCAGAAUAUGUUCAUGUUUAAUGGCGAACUAGUGGCCAGGUGGGGAGGGCGUUUUAAAAAGCUCACUUCACAGUACCAGAGAUGCCUCUUGAAAUUUUUUUUUUUAAUUCGUUAGAUUUGUGGACUAUAAAAAAUAUCUUGCCAAAAAGUCUGAUUUAAAGUCUGUGCUCUCUGUUCACUCUCUCCUCUCUUUCCCUCUCUCUCUCUGUAUAUAUAUAUAUAUAUUUGUACACACACACAUAUACACACUUAGUUCAUAGACCACACCUGGUAUUUGACCCAGACCUGGCUGACCAUAUGUGGUGCUGGGGACUGAAUUAGGGUCAGCAGUAUGCAAGGCAACUGCCUUAAACCCCUGUACUCUCUCUCUGGCCCUCAGAUUUCUAGGAAUACUUUUUGAAGCAUGAGAAAUUUUUAAUAGAGGCGAGAUUUUCAGGUAAAUGCAGAUUUAUAUGCUACUGGAAUUUAAAAAAUGACAGUGUCACAAGCCAUCCUGGAAUCUCUGGGAAAAUGUGCUGUUAUCAGUUUGGCAGCUACUGUGAAAAGCUGUGUGAUAGCUGGCAGAGUCCAGAGUCCAGCUGUAGGAUAAGAGGGCAUCUUCACAAAACAUGGAAAGGCAGGCCCUUAGGUAAGGGGCAUGUAGCCUGUUCCACGAGUAUGCAAACCAAAUCAAGCAAGGCAGGAACUUUAAGGCACACCGUGCAAGAACAAAUAACCCAUGGGUCUUUUUCACAUGACAAUUAGAACACACAAACAACAUCCACAAUAUACCAGGCCAUGUCCUCAGCAUUAGAAAUAAUAAACAGUUACAGAAAAGGAACUUUACUGGCAGUUAUUAGACUCUCAUACCCCUAAAGAAGAUCCAAAAGGGUUAAGCAAAUCUUUUUUCCUCAGAAAAAAAUUCUCAUUGAAAUUUCUCCUAUAAUAGAUGUUCUUUUUUUUUUUUUUUUUAAGUCAACAUCAGUACUUACAGAGACGCAUUUCUGGAGUAAAAGUGUAUUAGUUGAAGACUCCUAAAUGUUUGUGAAGUGACCAACAGAAUCUGCCAAACAGUUCAUGAUCCUUGCUUAUGAGCUCCAGAUGUGCUAUUUGGGAACCAGGAGCAGUAAGGCUGGAGGAAAUGUUAGUGAACACAGUUUACCUCCUGGAAAACAAUUCGGCUUCUACUAGAGGAAGCUAUUUCCCCCUAGACAUGGAACAAGGUUUAGCAUAUGAUGACUUUUUUGAUAGCCUAGAAGUCAUGUUUUAAUGUUGAAAGAGAGGCUAUAAAUAACUUGGAAGUUUUUUAGAAGCAGAAAAACUGUAAAGAAAGCAUUCAAGCAGGACUAAGACUCCUGAGCAGACAAUUGGGUUUCAGCUAUCGGGAAUCUAACAUUCAUAUAGUCCCCAAGUGGGAUGAGUUGCCUGAAAAUAUGCCUAGAAAUAAGCUAAGGACAAGUUAAUGUUAAUGACCUUUGCAAUGGGCAAAAGUCUGGAUUAGAUCCUUGGGCCAUUUCCAACUUGGAAGAUUCUAUUAUUUUAUUAUGUGGUAUGGAGGGGGUGGGUACCACAACUCACAGUACUCGGGAAUUAUUCCCAGCAGGUCAAGGGAACAUAUGGGGGUGCCGGGGAUUGAACCCGGAUACUAUAUGUUAUUUUUUAAGGAAGGAAACGUAGAUAAGGACUUUGAUAUAAUAGGAGUAUUGUGAGGAGUCUUAUAGUGAGUUAAAAAAAAAAAAUCUUGGGGCUGGGGCAAUAGUACAGCAGGUAGGGCAUUUGCCUGGUUGACGCGGGUUCAAUCCCCAGAACUCCAUAUGGUCCCCCAAACACUUCCAGGAGUAAUUCCUGAGUGCAGAGCAAGGAGUAAUCACUGUGCAUCACCAGGUGUGACCCAAAAAGCCAAAAUAUCCUUACAUUUAAUUAAAGUGAUAAAACCUAAGGGCUGAGAAUAUAGCUCAGUGACAGAGCUCUGUCCUGGUAUUUGUGAGGUUCUGGGUUUGAUCCCAGACACUACCAAAAAAACCCGCAGAAAACAAACAAACACCACAAAAAUCCUAAAACUAGGGGGAUAAGGAAAUAGAAAACACUGGAUGUUACAUAUUGACUCAAUGGAACAACAACAA